Molecule: messenger RNA, 1005 nt
Organism: Coccomyxa subellipsoidea C-169
Lineage: Eukaryota; Viridiplantae; Chlorophyta; Trebouxiophyceae; Coccomyxaceae
Product: kinase-like protein
Exons: 5
Coding region: 1-1005 (334 amino acids)
Biological process (GO): protein phosphorylation; signal transduction
Cellular component (GO): cytoplasm
Molecular function (GO): protein kinase activity; ATP binding
Source: RefSeq, a predicted model, not a curated record
AUGUUCUUGUGUGGGGAUUUGACAGGUGCUGAUACAGAGACUAUUGCUGCGCAGGUGUAUCUGGGCAGGUGGCACAGCAGCGAGGUGGCGAUUAAGUGCCUGAAUCCGUCGCUGUUCUUCUCCGGCUCGGACGGCUCCGCCAGCAAGGCGGCCAUGGCCGACCUCAUGCGCGAGGCCGAUCUGCUGGCCAGCCUGCGCCACCCCAACGUAGUCUGGGUCUACGGCGUUGUCCUGCCCAAGAUGGUGCGCUUCCCCAGCUGCACGGUCGUCACAGAGUUCAUGAGCCAGGGGAGCGUGAAGCAGGCGCUCGCGCGCAAGUCAGACGUCGUCAGCGGCAACAUGCACCGUGUCGUCGUCGCCAUGGACGCCGCCAAGGGCAUGGAGUACCUGCACCAGAAGAGCAUCGUGCACUUUGACCUGAAGAGCGCCAAUCUACUGCUCGGCUACCGCGACCGGCGCGCUGUGUGCAAGGUGUCCGACUUUGGCCUGUCUAAGCAGAAGCGCGACACCUACGUUAGCAAUGUCACCAGUCAGCGCGGCACGCUGCCCUGGAUCGCCCCAGAGAUCAUCAAGACGCCCCACACCGUCACAGAAAAGGUGGACGUGUACUCGUUUGGGGUGGUGCUGUGGGAGCUGUGGUCGGGGCGGGAGCCGUAUGAGGGCCUCAACUACCACGCGCUGCUGCAUCAGAUCACGCUGACAGGGGGCGGCCUGCGGCCGACGCUGCCCAACUCGCCAAAGUGGGAGUACGAGCCCGUGCCCGAGCCCGCGCCCGGCUGGUGCUCCCUCAUGGAGCGCUGCUGGCAGGAGGUCCCCGAGAAGCGGCCCUCCUUCGCAGAGAUUGUGAGGGAGCUGAAGGUGAUGGGCCAGGCUCUGAGGCCGCCGCGAAUGCGGCCCAGGAGCCUCGUGGGCGCCUCGGUCAGCUCGUCGGAGCUGGACGCACGCGGAAUUCCCUCCGGCCGGCCCGGCAUGGGUAGCCCAGCAAAGGUACAACCCAGUUUCUAG